Messenger RNA from Lepus europaeus (European hare), 1278 nucleotides. RefSeq names its product RNA polymerase II subunit A C-terminal domain phosphatase SSU72-like. Lineage: Eukaryota; Metazoa; Chordata; Mammalia; Lagomorpha; Leporidae. Gene Ontology annotation, biological process: termination of RNA polymerase II transcription. The transcript has a single exon. The record is from RefSeq and is a predicted model, not a curated record. Gene Ontology annotation, molecular function: RNA polymerase II CTD heptapeptide repeat phosphatase activity. Gene Ontology annotation, cellular component: mRNA cleavage and polyadenylation specificity factor complex; nucleus. The coding region runs from base 14 to 682 and encodes 222 amino acids.
CGCCGCUUCUAGGAUGCCGACAUCCGGUCGCCGCCGGGCGGCCGUUUUUGCUCGCACCGAAGGGCUUCGGCGGUGUGGCAGUCUCGGAGUAGGUGCGGCCGGCGCCAUGCCACUGCGGGUGGCAGUGGUGUGCUCCAGUAACCAGAACCGGAGCAUGGAAGCGCACAACAUCCUCAGCAAACGGGGAUUCAACGUAAGGUCCUUUGGAACGGGAACUCAUGUGAAGCUUCCAGGACCAGCACCCGACAAGCCAAACGUGUACGAUUUCAAAACCACUUAUGAUCAGAUGUACAAUGAUCUUCUGAGGAAAGACAAAGAACUCUAUACACAGAAUGGCAUUUUACAUAUGUUAGACAGAAAUAGGAGGAUCAAGCCCCGGCCAGAAAGGUUCCAGAGCUGCAAAGAUCUAUUUGAUCUGAUCCUCACUUGUGAAGAGAGAGUCUACGACCAGGUGGUGGAAGACCUGAACUCCAGAGAACAGGAGACCUGCCAGCCAGUGCACGUGGUUAACGUAGACAUCCAGGACAACCCCGAAGAGGCAACCCUGGGAGCGUUCCUCAUCUGUGAGCUUUGUCAGUGUAUUCAGCACACCGAGGACAUGGAGAACGAGAUCGAGGAGCUGCUCCAGGAGUUCGAGGAGAAGAGCGGCAGGGCCUUCCUGCACACCGUCUGCUUCUAUUGAGGCGCCCGCCUGCCCUCCGACGCCAUCAUCUCUGCUUUCUUUUGUUAACACUUUUUCUUUCCUGGUAUUUGUUGUUACUUUUAGGUAUUCUGGUGGUGGACUGUAGUUACCCAUAUAAGUUGUUACAUGGGAAAUGAGAAGAUAGACAUGAAUGCCAGAUUAAAAACCCUUACGUUUUUCUAGCCCACUUUUGCUUCUGAGUAGGAUAUUGGUUAUAAAGUUUUGGGGGUUUUAACCAAAAAAGGAAACAGUUUAUAGUACAUUCCCCCCAACAUGUGUAUCUUAAGUUGUGUCCGCCUUUCCCUUUCCUUUUCCUAUAAAUGGCUGGACUGUACAAAUACCUGAAUUAAGCAAUGGCCUGUAUCUUAUUAGAAAAGUACCUGGAAUUGUCAGUAUAUAGAUGCUGCUGUUUCUCAAAAAAAAAAAAAAAUUUAACUAGGAAUACAACUAUACUUAAAUAAUAUGCUAAAAUAAUAUCUAGCCAAUAACUUUGAUUUAUCCAUUCCACAACGUAUAGAUAACGUAAAACAUUGAAAACCGUGGAUAUAUACAUGUUUUGUCAGUUAAAAUAAAGAGCACAUAUUUUAUGUUGCUUA